Pangasianodon hypophthalmus (striped catfish) is the source of this 4983-nucleotide messenger RNA. RefSeq names its product carbonic anhydrase XVI b (gene ca16b). The coding region runs from base 422 to 4633 and encodes 1403 amino acids. Lineage: Eukaryota; Metazoa; Chordata; Actinopteri; Siluriformes; Pangasiidae. The record is from RefSeq and is a predicted model, not a curated record. Gene Ontology annotation, molecular function: protein binding; protein tyrosine phosphatase activity. The transcript is spliced from 30 exons. Gene Ontology annotation, biological process: protein dephosphorylation.
AUCCAGAGGGGGAGGACUCUGCUUUGCCUUCCCGCCUCGCUGAUGUUGAAGGAAAAAGAGAGCGAGAGAGAAAGAGAGAGAGAGAGAGAGAGAGAGAGAGAUUUGUGCUGGUGCGCUCGAGUUCCCAACUUCGUGCAGGAAGCAGCGCGAGCGCGCUUAACGCAGAGCGCGAGCUGUGCGGGGGAGAAACGGAAGACACGAGCGAUUUAAAGUGCGGGAUUAAUCUCGGAAAUGUGAAGUGUGUGUUCUGAUCACGGGAUGCGCGAUAUGUCCCACAACAUUACUACUUGCUUAGCGUUUGCAGCCCUAAACUGCUCUUCUGUGCAGACCCUGCAUUAGACGCGCUUGGCGGUGAAACACGGCGUUUCCUCAGAACUGACUGUCAGUUUCGUUGGUUGUUCGGCCUCUUGGUCAGAGUGACAUGAGUGUGAGAAACCCGCACCGUUCCACACUCUUGUGUUGGGGUCUGUCUGUGCUCCUCAUGCAGUCCAUCAGCUCGCAUCCCGCUGCACCACCAAGAACGAAACAUGGAAGAAUGUCAAAUCAGAGAGAGAAGAGAGCGGCAGGAGAACCCUACUGGGCAUAUUCGGGGAUCCAUGGGCCAUGGAGAUGGGCAUCAAUGUACCCUGAGUGUGGGGAAAGAAACCAGUCACCUGUCAACAUCCCAGAUGAAGAUGCACUGGUUUCUCAGGAGUACCAGGAGCUCACCCUGGAGGGCUUUGCAGUCAAGUCAUCUAACAAAACCUCCAUGAAGAACACAGGCAAAACAGUCUCCAUUCUUUUGAAGAAUGACUACUUUGUGAGAGGAGCAGGUCUACCUGGGCGGUUCAAGGCAGAGAAAGUGGAGUUUCACUGGGGCCACAGCAAUGGAUCAGCCGGCUCAGAGCACAGCAUUAAUGGAAAGCGGUUUCCAGUUGAGAUGCAGAUUUUCUUCUAUAAUUCAGAUGACUUUGACAGUCUCAACACUGCAAUAAAGGAGAGGAGAAUCAUCGCUGCCAUGGCUAUCUUCUUCCAGGUGGGAAAGAAGAACAAUGUGGCUGCUGAGCCCAUCAUCUCUGGUCUCAAACGGGUUGUUCAUCAUGAGAAGGAGACGAAUCUUGCACCUUUCGUCCUAAGGGACCUGCUACCGUCCUCUUUGGGGAGUUACUAUCGUUACACUGGCUCCUUGACUACUCCUCCAUGUAGUAAAGUUGUGGAAUGGAUCAUCCUCAGUCGACCUGUUUACCUCUCCUACCAUCAGUUGGAAGCAUUCUACUCUAUCUUUACCACUGAGCAGCAGGAUCAUGUGAAGUCAGUGGAGUACCUCAGAAACAACUAUCGGCCCACUCAAGAUCUGCACAACCGACUUGUCUUCAAAUCAGCAGUGAAGGAUGCCUGGCUUCCAGACCCCAUGACUGAUGGGCAUGGUAGCUCUACAGACACAGAGCCCUCCAGAGUCUGCAGCAGCAUUCCUGACAACAUGAAGGUCCGUCCUCUGAACCGAACAGCAAUGGUGCUGACCUGGGAUCGCCCUUCCACUAUCUACCACCCACCUCUUGUGGGCUUCCUUGUCACCUACAGCUGGGUUAAGGAUGACGUGACCAUUGAGAAGAUGUUUACCCAGAGCAGCGAGCACCACACUCGGGCAGUGAUCACACACAUGUCCCCAGAUGCUCUGUAUCUCUUUAGGGUGCAGGCCUUGUGCCAGAGAGACCAGCGCAGUGACUUUAGCCAAACACUUUUAUUCAAAGCAAAUACUACAAGGAUAUUUGAAGGGACAAGAAUUAUAAAAACUGGAAUGCCCACUGUGUCUUCCUCUUCAGACAUGGCACCUAUUAGCUCUGGCUCCUCUACAUGGUCAUCUUCUGGUCUCCCUUUUUCCUUUGUGUCCAUUGCAACAGGCAUGGGACCUCCAUCCAGUGGGGGGCAGACCACAAUGGCAUCUCUGGUCACCAGCACACUGCUGGCUGGCCUUGGCUUCAGUGGUGGUGUGAUUUCCUCCCUCCCUGGAUCCCUCUGGCCCACCCAUUCUCCUAGCUCAGGUCCUGCACCAACACGACAACCAGCCUCUCCUACAUUUGAGACCACCCAAAAUGGGAACAAUCCUCUCCCCUCAGAAGAGGGAGAAAUAACUGACGAGUUGGAUAAGGAAGAGCACAAACAAGAAGAAGAUGAGGAGGAUGAUAAUGAGGAAGAUAGGGUGGAGGAAAAGAAAAAGAAAGAAAAAAAUAUGACAGAAAACGAGAAGAAACAAGAGCAGGCCACAUUUCAAGAACCAGCUUCUUCUGUUUCACCAUCUAGAGAGAGAGGGCGAGAAGGCGGACUUGCAAAUACUGGAGUCUCCAUAGUAGUACCUAUAGCCCCAGAGGAGAAAAUCUAUACUGUUACUCUAAGACCUUCAGGAGGCUUGAGCCAAACAACUUGGCUGCAAGAAAAUUACACAACAGAUAUGCAGCUUGCCAGCAGCCCCACACAAGCCACAAAACUUACCAAUAAAGAGAAAAGCAGCCAGCCUGUCUAUAUCCACACUGAUCAGAACAGCAUAUCCACGGUGUCCAGGGAUCCCGCAUCCUCAGCAAACAGGAUGGAAUGGAUUAUCCCUUUAAUGGUGGUAUCGGCUCUUACGCUCCUCUGCUUAAUCAUCCUGCUAGCUGUCCUGGUCUACUGGAGGAUGAAUAGCAUCUGCUCUUUGCUCUGCAUUAGUUACAGGAAGUUUUUCCAGACUACUCAUAUGUACACAGAGGACAGAAACUCCCCUCAAGUGAUUCACAAUGAGAGCUUAACUGGAUUCUUAAUACCUGAUGAUCGGGAAGCACUCUCAGUCAGACAGUUCAUCAAACAUGUAAUGGAGCUCUAUUCUAAUAACCAACAGGGCUUCGCUCAAGAAUUUAAUGAUAUUCAGCAUUCUGUGAGUGAUAUAGAGAUAACAGCAGAGCACUCGAACCACCCAGACAACAAGCAUAAAAACAGAUACAUCAACAUAGUGGCCUAUGAUCAUAGCAGAGUGAAGUUGCAACCGUUGGCAGGAAAAGAUUCCAAACACACUGACUACAUCAACGCAAACUAUGUCAAUGGUUGUAACAAACCAAGGGCAUAUAUUGCUGCUCAGGGGCCACUGAAGUCUACCUUUGAAGACUUCUGGAGAAUGAUCUGGGAACAAAACAUCAGUGUAAUUGUCAUGAUCACCAAUCUGGUGGAGCAGGGCAGAAGAAAAUGUGAUCAGUACUGGCCCUCAGAGAACACUGAAGAGUAUGGAAGUAUAGUAGUGACACUGAAGAGCACUAAGAUGCAUGCUUGGUACACACUUCGCCACUUUCUCAUACGCAACACCAGAGUAACAAAGAGUCAAAAGGGAAGACAGACUGAGAGAUUAGUGGUUCAGUAUCACUACACUCAGUGGCCAGACAUGGGUGUGCCUGAGUACACACUACCAGUUCUCACAUUCAUCUCCAGAUCGUCUGCAGCACGUGCUCCAAAAUCUGGCCCUGUGCUAGUGCACUGCAGUGCUGGCGUUGGGAGGACAGGCACAUAUAUUGUGAUCGACAGCAUGCUCCAGCAGAUAAAGGAUAAAGGAACGGUGAAUGUCAUGGGCUUUCUCAAACACAUCCGCACCCAGCGCAAUUACCUCGUCCAGACAGAGGAGCAGUAUGUGUUCAUCCAUGAUGCUCUGAUGGAGGCAGUGCUCGGUAAAAAUACUGAAGUUCCUGCCUGGAAGCUCCACAACUAUGUAAACAGCAUCCUCACCCCUAGUCCUUCUGGCACCACUCACAUGGAGAAGCAGUUUAAGCUGGUGAUGCAGUGUGACAUCCAGAAGUGCUUCAGCGCCCAGAAAGACUGCAACAAAGAGAAGAACCGAAACUCCUCAGUGGUGCCGUCUGAGCAAGCUCGGGUCCCGCUUUCUCCUCUCCGUGGAAUGAAGGGCACGGAGUACAUCAAUGCCUCUUACAUUACGGGUUACUACAGAAGCAAUGAGUUCAUUAUUACCCAGCAUCCUUUGCCUCACACAACCAUGGACUUCUGGAGGAUGAUCUGGGAUCACAAUGUUCAAGUCAUCAUCAUGCUGCCAGAUAAUCUCAGUCUAACCGAAGACGAGUUUGUGUACUGGCCCAGCAGAGAAGAGCCCAUGAACUGUGCAGCAUUUACCGUAACCCUCAUUAACACUGACAAACUGUGUCUGUGUAAUGAAGAGCAGAUCAUCAUCCAUGACUUUAUCCUCGAGGCCACACAAGAUGACUAUGUACUUGAAGUUCGCCAUUUUCAGUGUCCAAACUGGCCUGAUCUCACUGGUCCUGUUAGCAACACAUUUGAGCUCAUCAACAUCAUCAAAGAGGAGGCCAUGACCAGAGAUGGUCCUACUAUUGUACAUGAUGAGUUUGGAGGUGUUUCUGCAGGGAUGCUGUGUGCUCUCACCACCCUGUGUCAGCAGCUGGAGAGUGAGAGUGCUGUGGACGUCUACCAGGUGGCCAAGAUGAUCAAUCUCAUGCGUCCAGGGGUCUUCACAGACAUCGAGCAUUAUCAGUAUCUUUACAAAGCAAUGCUCAGCCUGGUUGGUAGUACAGACAGUGGAAUUUUCUCUUCCUGUAUGGACAGACAUGGGAGGAUUCUGAAUACGGAUAAAGCCAAUCCAGCGGAGAGCAUGGAGUCUCUGGUGUGAAGGUUCCGGAAAACAAGAAGGGACGAGUUUGUUUGGCAGACUUUCCUUGAGGCCUUUAUUUUUGCCAGACUCGCUGAUAAAGUAAAAAAAAAAAGUCUAAAGACUUUUUGUAUACUGAUGAAAAAUUCUUUUGAUAUUUAUUUUUGCUGCUUUUUGUUAUCCUGCUGAGUGUCACAACUUAUUCUUCAACACACCUACAAACAACAAUGCAGCUGUCUACUUUGCACUAUAUUGUCAGUGUUACUGCCUGAUGCCUAGAUGAUUUCCACCCACUCUGGCCAUUGAGCUCGUUGUUUUAUUGGAAGGACAAUAAGCAGUGAAACUGGACUGAAAACAACCGCAAGUCAGCA